Saccostrea cuccullata (small rock oyster) is the source of this 602-nucleotide messenger RNA. RefSeq lists its product as uncharacterized. Bases 9 to 479 code for a protein of 156 amino acids. Gene Ontology annotation, molecular function: carbohydrate binding. Lineage: Eukaryota; Metazoa; Mollusca; Bivalvia; Ostreida; Ostreidae. Gene Ontology annotation, biological process: cell adhesion. The transcript has 4 exons. The record is from RefSeq and is a predicted model, not a curated record.
CGGGAACGAUGAAUUCAAAGAAAGCUGUCUUUGCAAUUCUUUUUAUAAGUGGAUGGUUCAUCAUUAAUGCCACCACUUCUCUUGUAAAGGCCAGAGAUGACCGAGAGUUGUCAAAGUCAAGAUGUGGGGCACUAUAUCAUCUUUACCAUGAAGUUCAGUCCAUUAAACAAGAAAUCAAAACACUUAAAAAUCGGAGAAAUACUGUGUGUGAAUCGGGCGUGAUUGAAUUAUACCACAGAAGAGGUCAACGCUACACCUGGCCACAGAUUAAACAUAUUGAUUUCAAGAAACCUUUUGAGGAAAAACCUGCGAUAACCUAUGGAAUAUUCACCCUCGAUACUUCGCAUGAGGAAAACACACGAUUUCUUACUAAAUUGGUAAAUAGAACAAAGUCAAACUUUGCGUUAAGGUUGGCCACUUGGGGUAAAUCGGAAACAUACGGUGUGGGGUUAAGCUGGAUGGCAUGUGGAAAAGGAUAAUUUAAACAAUAAGCACCGCUUUCAAUUAAACUAUAAAAACACGCAUUUUUCACUGUACUAAAAGUGAUAAAAUUUAGAACUUCAACAAAAAGCUGUAAUUAUCAAAUUAAACGACAAAGGUAA